Diprion similis is the source of this 367-nucleotide messenger RNA. RefSeq names its product cytochrome P450 6a2-like. Gene Ontology annotation, molecular function: oxidoreductase activity, acting on paired donors, with incorporation or reduction of molecular oxygen; iron ion binding; monooxygenase activity. The transcript is spliced from 2 exons. Lineage: Eukaryota; Metazoa; Arthropoda; Insecta; Hymenoptera; Diprionidae. Bases 9 to 326 code for a protein of 105 amino acids. The record is from RefSeq and is a predicted model, not a curated record.
AUGACUUCAUGGACCAGGUCAUCCAGCUGAUGACCAAAGGCUACGUGAACUCUGACGACGGUAAAGACACGCCACAGGAUCCAGUGACCGGCAUUGAGAAGAUCACCUUGCUGGAAGCAGCGGCUCAGGUCUUCAUUUUCUGGUUUGGCGGAUUCGAGACGUCUUCUACCACCGCCACAUACUGCUUGUAUGAAAUGGCGAUGAAUCAGGAUAUCCAAGAGAAGCUUGCCGAUGAAAUCAACAGUGUGUCACAGAAGUUCGGUGGCUUAUCAUACGAAUCCAUCAUGGAAAUGACGUAUCUUGAUAAAGUGAUCUCAGGUCAAUAAUCAAAAAGAGCUUAAGAAUAUUUAUUCUAGUAGUUCCAAUA